Penicillium cinerascens is the source of this 2160-nucleotide messenger RNA. RefSeq names its product DNA cytosine methyltransferase. Gene Ontology annotation, cellular component: nucleus. Bases 1 to 2160 code for a protein of 719 amino acids. Lineage: Eukaryota; Fungi; Ascomycota; Eurotiomycetes; Eurotiales; Aspergillaceae. The record is from RefSeq and is a predicted model, not a curated record. Gene Ontology annotation, molecular function: methyltransferase activity. The transcript is spliced from 2 exons.
AUGUCACAAAGCUUCCAGCCAAGAGUGUUCGACCCUCAUCGCAUUGAGAGCAUGGCCGAUGACUAUUGGCCUUCAGAUGAGAGAGAGCCAACUCGCCGCCUGGGACGAGAAAGUCGAAGGCAUCCCUCAACCCUACACCCUGAGUUAAGCCCCACUGGAGACUAUGAAUGGCCCUCAAAUAAUGAAAAAAGCGAGCGACACUUACCUCACUUUACCCCGGAGUCGAGCCAAAGCACAUUGGCUCCGUCAGACACCGCAUCUCCACGGGCUCAAGACAGUGAGACCUCAUCAGCCCGGUCAACCCCAUCAACCCCAGCAACAACGGCAAGGUCGCAAAGUUCCCAGGGCUCGCAAGUCGGUUCCAGGAAGCGACCAAUUGACUUGACAGAUGAGCCUGAGUUACAGUACUCCGUGUCCAAGGACCCCGCGCAGGAUAAUGAAGUGCUGGGUAACAAAUAUCCAGUUGCUGAGACCAUAAUUGACCUGUCUGCGAAUGACGAGGCAGUGAUUGACCUGACAGAUAAGCUCAGCAGAGUCGGCGAGACCUUCAAUAUUGACCCUGCGGAUUGCAUGACUGACGACGAGUUCAAUACAUGGUUACCCUGUUCCCCGAGAGAGCGCUCCACACACGAGAUCCAGGAAGCCGUUGUCGAUGGCAUUGUCUACCGACCUUCAAUGUCGCUGAAGCUCCACGACCGCUCCUAUUUGCGCAUUGAGCAGAUUCGCCGCCGCCGCGGUCAAUAUUUCCUCUACGGUCGUCACCUUCUGGAGAUGACAGAUCGUCGCACUGAGAACUAUAUGCCCAAAGUGAAGGGCGAAUUGGUCUGGGUAGUCAACUCAGUAGGACCCGUUUCUCUGGAUGAAGUCGCCGGCCACCGAGAAAUAAGAUUCACCAACGAACGCACCGAUUGGUAUGAUCAUGAGGACCUGGUCUGUCGACUCAAGAUGACCGUCAGGCUUCGGCACGAGCCACCUGUUCGCCGUCGCGAUCCGUUAAAUGCGGAUGAGCGAAUCAUUGAAUACCUCUCAUUUGAUGAAAGUGAUCCCGGGCAAAGGUGGGCAUCAACAGACUUGCGCGAUAGCUGGCGCGGUCCUGGUGAGACCGUACCGUUCGGCGCAGUCGAAGUAUCGUCUGCUAUGCCAGAGAUUAUAGAUCUGGAAGACACGUCUCCGCCCAACUUUGAUCUCACAGGGUUACGAGAUCGUGCAUACACCUUCGGCGAUGCUUACUCUGGUGCUGGUGGCGCUUCAUGCGGGGCCCGACAAGCUGGGCUUAUCAACACAUGGGCUUCGGACAUCAACUGCCAUGCGGUUGAUACCUACCGCCGUAACUUCGAUGGCACAGUCAUCUUCCACGCCGAGUUUUUCCAACUGAUGGCAAUCCCGGAGUCGGAAUUGCGCGUAGACAUCGCCCAUUGUUCUCCACCUUGCCAACCAUUCUCGCCGGCACACACCGUGAACAACCAGACUAACGAUGAGCGGAACUCAGCCUGUGUCUUCACUGGCAGCGACCUGAUAAAGCGAGUCCGCCCGCGCGUUCUAACAAUGGAAGAGACCAACGGGUUGCACGAAAGAUUCAAGCCGGAAUUCAACCGGAUUAUCUUGAAUUUUAUCCAAGAUGGAUACUCGGUUCGCUGGUCAGUCCUGGAAUGCGUAUACUACGGCAUCCCGCAGUACCGAAAGCGCCUGAUGAUUAUUGCUGCCGGUCCCGGCGAGACUCUACCCGAGUUCCCACAGCCGACUCAUUCACUUCCAGGGGGCGGUUUAAAGCCCAUCGAAACAAUUCACCGAGCUAUCAACCAUAUCCCCCUCGGCACGCCGGACCACGACGUCGAGGCGGGUCUAGCACGCUGGCAGAGACUCGGCUGGCGAGACCCGUACAAUCCACACCAGCCUGCAAGAACAUUGACUUGCGCUGGCGGAGAGGCGAACUAUCAUCCGAGUGGCAGGCGUACGUUCACCUGCCGGGAAGUGGCAUGCCUGCAGACUUUCCCUAUUGAUUUCGAGUUCUCGGAGAAGAACGUUCGCAACCAGAUUGGAAACGCGGUGCCGCCCAAGUUUGCAGAGGCCGUGUUUCGGGAGAUCCGCCGAUCCCUACGUGAAACCGACGAAAAGGAGUUGCAGCAGAGGGAAUCGGGAGCGCUUCGGGUCGGCAUGUGA